AAAAACAAUGAACAUCAGUGUCUGCUUUAUUUUCUAUAUAAGAGGAAACACCUGAAGGAUUAAAGCAUAUUAGUUUGACUCUGAGGAAGAGACUGUUGUUUCCCACAAUCAGCGACUAGAGAAUACCAGAAUGCAUUAUGGUGAAACCUUCAACUACCGUCCUCCGUAGAUAUGCUCACCAACUCAGACCAGUCCCUCUCCCGCUCCCUCACACCCAACCUCCACUCUCCAUGCAGCUCUGGAGGAAAUAUACGCGUCCAGUCCUCCCUGUCCCUUCCCGAGCCUGAGGCCUGGAGGAAGCCCAGCUCCACCCCCCGUCACGGCCUGGCCCAGGGAGCGCGGUCCAGCUCCCUGCAGGUUCCCCACGCCGUCACAGAGUACCUGGGCCUGCCUCCUCGAGCCGCCAGCUUCGAUGUGUCUUCUGAUCGGGAGGACGGCUCGUCCGAUCAGGGUUCAGGGUCUCUGAGCCCCAACUGCAUGCAGAGGCGUCGUGGGGGACUCGUGGAGCAGAAAGACAUCAUCAUGGCUCACCAGGCUCACAAAAUCCAGAGCACGCCGCAGGCCCGCAGGAAGGAGUGGGAAAUGGCUCGAUUUGGAGACGAGUGCGCUCCUAGCACGGUGGACUCCGGGGAUGGAGACCCGGAGCUCGGCGGGGAAGGAGCGGACGCGGCUGCCGAGAGUCUCACCGCCUCCAUCAGGCAAGCCAAGGCGCAGCGGGCCCGGACCAUGGCUAUGUACAACCCCGUGCCCCACCGGCAGAACUGCCUCACCGUCAACAGGUCGCUCUUCAUAUUCGCAGAGGACAACUUCAUCAGGAGAACCGCCAGGCGAUUCAUUGAAUGGCCACCAUUUGAGUACAUGAUCCUGGCCACCAUCACCGCUAACUGUGUUGUGCUGGCCCUGGAGCAGCACCUCCCUGGAGACGAUAAGACCCCCAUGGCAAAGAGACUGGAGAAGACAGAGCCGUACUUCAUCGGGAUCUUCUGUUUCGAGGCGGGGAUCAAGCUGCUGGCCCUUGGUUUUGUUUUCCAUAAAGGAUCGUACCUGAGGAACGGCUGGAACGUCAUGGACUUCAUAGUCGUGCUCAGCGGGAUCAUGGCCACUGCUGGAGCCCACAUGAACAUCCCCGUCGACCUUCGGACCCUGAGGGCGGUGCGAGUGCUGAGACCUCUUAAACUCGUCUCGGGGAUACCCAGCCUGCAGAUUGUUCUGAAGUCCAUCAUGAAGGCCAUGAUCCCGCUGCUACAGAUCGGCCUGCUCUUGUUCUUCGCCAUCCUCAUGUUCGCCAUCAUUGGUCUGGAGUUUUACAGCGGGAAGCUUAACCAAAACUGCCUGCCAUCUGUCGAACUCCUUGAAAAUCAGACGGUUGACUCGUCAGAGUUGGCGUUCGCCUGCGGAGUGAGGAAGUGUCCGGAGGGCUACGACUGCAACGACACCUUGAUCGGACCCAACGACGGCAUCACGCAGUUCGACAACAUCCUGUUCGCUGUGCUCACCGUCUUCCAGUGUAUCACCAUGGAGGGAUGGACGGCCGUUCUCUAUAAUACCAACGAUGCUUUGGGUACCACAUGGAACUGGAUGUACUUCAUCCCUCUCAUCAUCAUUGGCUCGUUCUUCGUGCUGAACCUGGUUUUGGGAGUCCUGUCCGGAGAGUUUGCCAAGGAGAGGGAGAGGGUGGAGAACAGGCGGGCCUUCAUGAAGCUUCGCCGCCAGCAGCAGGCGGAAAGAGAACUGAACGGCUACAGAGCCUGGAUAGACAGGGCAGAGGAGGUUAUGCUGGCGGAGGAGAAUAAAAGUUCUGGGAGAUCGCCGUUAGAUGUGCUAAAGAGAGCGAGUAAGAAGACUGGUGCACGGAGAGGAGCGCCAGGGGACGAGAAGUAUACAGACAUGUCUACUGCCAGCAUGUCUCGAUCCAGGAUGAACUUCCGCAGCGGCCGGCGAGGCCCAGCAGCCUACCUGCGGCGCAAAGAGCGCAUGUUACGCAUCUCCAUCCGCCGCAUGGUGAAGACGGACACUUUCUACCUGAUGGUGCUCAGUCUUGUGGCUCUCAACACCAUCUGUGUGGCCAUCGUCCACCACAACCAGCCCGACUGGCUGACCAUCUUCCUCUACUAUGCAGAGUUUGUUUUUCUGGGGCUGUUUUUGGCUGAGAUGUUUUUAAAAAUGUAUGGUCUGGGUUUCCGGCUCUACUUCCAUUCAUCUUUCAACUGCUUUGACUGUGGGGUCAUUGUUGGCAGCAUCUUUGAGGUCAUUUGGGGUUUCUUCAGGCCCGGCAUGUCAUUUGGGAUCAGCGUACUGAGGGCGCUGAGACUCCUGAGAAUAUUCAAAAUAACCAAAUACUGGGCGUCUCUCAGGAACCUGGUCGUGUCCCUUAUGAGCUCCAUGAAGUCCAUCAUCAGCCUGCUGUUUCUCCUCUUUCUGUUCAUCGUGGUGUUUGCUCUGCUGGGGAUGCAGCUUUUUGGAGGAAGGUUCAUCUUUGAAGAUUACACUCCCACCAACUUUGACACGUUUCCAGCUUCCAUCAUGACAGUGUUUCAGAUUCUGACUGGUGAGGACUGGAACGAGGUGAUGUAUGACGGGAUUCGCUCGCAGGGUGGAGUGCAGUACGGCAUGUGGUCAUCAAUCUACUUCAUAGUGCUCACCCUGUUUGGAAACUACACACUACUGAAUGUCUUCUUGGCCAUCGCUGUGGAUAAUCUGGCCAACGCACAGGAACUGACAAAGGAUGAAGAGGAGGAGGAGGAGUUCUUCAACCAGAGAUAUGCCAGAGGCAGAGACGGCCUGAUAUCUGAUGGGAGGAGAAGACCCUACCUAUACAGGAAACGAGCCAUCCACCGAGGCAGACCUAACUUCCCAGAGGAGCCCGAGGACAGGCCGGCGCCCCCAGAAGAACAGCCCCUCAAGGGCCCCAAUGCCUUCGUCAGCCGCCGCGAGAGGAGGAGGAAAGUCCACAUGUCGGUGUGGGAGCAGAGAGCCAAUCAGCUGCGGAAACGUCGCCAGGUGGCCAGCAGAGAGGAGCUUUUUGCAGGCCCUACUGAGGACACAGAGGAGACUCCCGCCGUCGCCCUCCCCGCCCCCGAGGCCACCCCGGGUCACCUGCCCGAGUCUGUGGGGAUGCCCAUCCCAGAGCCCUCGAUGUCCGUCACCAUCCCCAUCCCCGAGACCCCGGCGUCAGAGCCUCUGGUUAACCUGAGCGAGGAGAAAACAGGAGGAGGUAACCACCGGGCGGCAGGCGGGGGCCGGCACAGGAUGGCCCGGAAGUUCAGACCCAGUCAGGGGGGGGAGGACGGGGCCCGGCACAGGAGGCACCGUCACCGCGACGCUCGCCCUGAAGCCAAGAGUCUGGACUGCACCGUAUCGCCUCAUGAGGUGCCGCUGGUCAAACGGUCCCACAGCCAGGAGGGGGUCCUGGACGAGAAGGAGGAGAGGGACGACAGAGAGGGGGCAGAGAGAGAGGAAGGGUCCGUCCAAGAGGAUGGGGGAACAUGCAUCAUCAACCCAUACGCAGAAGUUGGAGAAGAGUGUCAAGGAGAAACUGCUGACCCUCCCCAGUGUGAGCAGCUGCCGGAGCGUCCCUGGUCAGAGCAGGUUGACGGAGAGCACACAGACCAAACCCUCCCAGUGGAGCCCGCCCUAGAGGCCACAGAGUUCAGUGUGAGGACCAUCGAGUCUGAGAGCCGCCAGGUCUCCAUCAAGCGUGCCAAAUCCGACCCGGCGGAAAGUGUGGCCAUCGAAAUGUCUGCACAACCGCUGCUGGAGCUCAGGCCCAUGACAGUGAACAGCAAAGAGUUGGAGGCGUACAAUUCUGAACAGACGGACAAAGAGAACGAUACCGAGGAUGAUGAGGAAGAGGACGACGACGACGAGGAUGAGGAGGAGAUGGAGGAACCUCCGACUCCUCCCAAACCUGUAGCUCCAGACAGCAUGUUCAUCUUCAAGGCCUCCAACCCAAUCCGGAGGAUCUGUCACUAUAUGGUCUCUUUGCGCUACUUUGAGAUGACCAUCCUCCUGGUGAUCGUGGCGAGCAGCAUAGCACUGGCUGCUGAGGACCCUGUGUGCACCAACUCCGACAGAAACAAGGUCCUCCGUUAUUUCGACUACGUGUUCACUGGAGUGUUCACCUUUGAAAUGAUCAUCAAGAUGAUAGACCAGGGUCUCAUUCUGCACGACGGCUCUUAUUUCCGAGAUAUGUGGAACAUCCUGGAUUUCAUCGUGGUGGUGGGAGCUCUGAUUGCUUUUGCUUUAACGAAUGUGAUGGGAAACAACAAAGGCAGAGACAUCAAGACUAUCAAGUCUCUCCGAGUGUUGAGAGUUCUGCGACCUCUUAAAACCAUCAAGAGGCUUCCUAAACUCAAGGCUGUUUUCGACUGUGUGGUCACAUCUCUGAAGAACGUCUUCAACAUCCUCAUCGUGUAUCAGCUCUUCAUGUUCAUCUUCGCCGUGAUCGCCGUGCAGCUCUUCAAGGGGAAGUUCUUCUACUGCAACGACAGCUCCAUGAAUUCAGAGAAGGAAUGCCAAGGCUACUACAUCGACUACAGCCGAGACAAAAAGGAGAUGAAGAGAAGAGAGUGGAAGAGACACGAGUUUCACUACGACAACGUCUGCUGGGCCCUCCUCACACUCUUCACUGUCUCAACUGGAGAGGGAUGGCCUCAGAUCCUGCAGCACUCCACCGAUGUGACAGAGGAUAGCAUGGGGCCGAGUCGGGGGAACCGCAUGGAGAUGUCUGUUUUCUACGUGGUUUACUUUGUGGUCUUCCCGUUCUUCUUCGUCAACAUCUUUGUGGCUCUGAUCAUCAUCACCUUCCAGGAGCAAGGGGAUAAGAUGAUUCAGGAGUGCAGUCUGGAGAAGAACGAGAGGGCUUGCAUAGACUUUGCCAUCAGCGCCAAGCCGAUGACCCGCUACAUGCCGCAGAACAGACAAACCUUCCAGUACAGACUGUGGCACUUUGUCGCGUCGCCCUCCUUCGAGUACACCGUGCUCGUCAUGAUCGCGCUCAACACUGUGGUGCUCAUGAUGAAGCACCACUCGGCCCCGACAGCCUACGACAUGGUCCUAAAGCACCUCAACACGGCCUUCACUGUCCUCUUCUCUUUGGAGUGUAUGCUCAAGAUCAUGGCAUUUGGUUUGGUGAACUACUUUCGAGAUACUUGGAAUAUUUUUGAUUUCAUCACUGUUCUUGGCAGCAUCAGUGAGAUAAUUGUGGAUUUACAGUCGUUGAACACCAUCAACAUGAGUUUCUUGAAGCUAUUCCGAGCAGCCAGGUUGAUCAAGCUGCUGAGACAGGGUUACACCAUCCGCAUUCUGCUGUGGACCUUCGUACAGUCUUUCAAGGCUCUUCCUUAUGUCUGCCUUCUCAUUGCGAUGCUUUUCUUCAUAUACGCCAUCAUUGGAAUGCAGGUGUUUGGAAACAUCAAGCUGAACGAUGAGAGUCACAUCAAUCAACACAACAAUUUUAAGACCUUUUUCGGUGCGCUGAUGCUGCUUUUCAGGAGUGCCACGGGGGAGUCCUGGCAGGAGAUCAUGCUUUCGUGUCUGUCGGGUCGGGAGUGUGAGCCGGACUCCUCCAUCCCCCCCCUCAUGACGUCUCCGGACCACGUGGGGGGGUGUGGGACGGACUUCGCGUACUGCUACUUCGUCUCAUUCAUCUUCUUCAGCUCAUUUCUGAUGCUGAAUCUGUUUGUGGCUGUGAUCAUGGAUAACUUUGAGUACCUGACGCGAGACUCCUCUAUCCUGGGUCCACAUCACCUCGAUGAGUUUGUUCGCAUCUGGGGGGAGUACGAUCGCCUGGCGUGCGGUCGUAUCCACUACACUGCCAUGUAUGAGACGUUAAUACACAUGUCACCGCCCCUGGGCCUGGGAAAGAAAUGUCCUGCUAAGAUCGCCUACAAGAGGUUGGUGUUGAUGAACAUGCCUGUGGACGAGGACAUGAGCGUCCACUUCACCUCCACCCUGAUGUCGCUCAUCCGCACAGCUUUGGACAUCAAAAUAGCGAGAGGCGGUGAGGACCGCAUCGCUCUGGACAGUGAACUGCAGAAAGAGGUCAGCAUCAUUUGGCCUUAUCUACCGCAGAAGAACCUGGACCUUCUGGUACCGAUCAACAAAGAUACGGACAUGACGGUGGGGAAGAUCUAUGCCUCCAUGAUGAUAAUGGACUACUUCAAACUGAACAAAGCCAAGAAGCUCAGGCAGCAACUCGAGGCUCAGAAGAGUAGCCUAAUCUUCAAGCGCCUGGAUGCCUCCACGCUUCCUGAAGACAUUCUGUCCAACACCCAGACGCUGCCGACAAUGGCCCACAGCGCUGGCUCCGCUCUGACCAGAGGAGGAUUGCUGGCUCUGAGCCCCAUCUCACCUGAGGAGCUGUUUCUGCAGCCCAUCGGCUCUGACACUGAUGUUAACCAGGAUCUGACGGAGGUUGCAGGUGGCUCCAUGAAGCGUUCAGUCUCCACUGUUGCCGAUCAGCGGGUGAACGGUCUUUGGGAGGAAGAGCAAAGUCCUGCCAGACUUUAUCGACCUCGACACAAGAGCUACAAAGCUGCUGUUUCUCGGUCAGAGCACUGGCAUCAGGGCGACAGGGAGCGCGGCCGGUCUAAGGAGCGCUGUCACCUCCUGUCUGAUGCGUCUCGUGGAAACUCUGAGGAAAGAAGAUUGCAGGCCUCACGGUCCUCUAGUGGAGAGAGAGCCCACCCCAAAGAUAAACAGGGCAACAGCUCGGACAGUCCGGUGCCCUCCACCUCAGAGUCCAGCACCCCCACCGGCCGACGCCCCGCAGCAAAGAGCUCUCGCCCGCACAUCUCCUACUCCCCGCUGCACCCCUCUGUCGGGAAGGACGGGGAUGAGCAGCGCAGCCCAGUGGCCAAGAGGCGGGGCAAAGCCAAACGGGGCACCCAAGAGAGGGUCCUAGACGACAGGCGAGGCGAAGAAGAACAAGACCCGUCCCCACUUCGCCGCUACCCCUCGGAGCCGUUCCUGGCCUCCCAGGAGGGCGAGCACAGCCCGGACCCCUCCGGCCCCAUGGAGACGUUGACCUUCGAGGCGGCCAUGGCCUGCAGCCUGGGACGCUCAAACACCGUCAGCUCGUCCCGUCCCCGCUUGCGGACCGGCUGGCAGGUCCCCAACGGACACUUUCGAAAGCGUUUGGCGCAAACAACCUCUUCUGCAGGCUGUGACCCUCUCAGCGACACGGAGGAGGACGACAGGUGCUAGGGACGGGAGGCUCAGCAUGAGGGAGGAGGGGGAGACGGGAGACUGUACGACAGAGAGAAGGUUAAAGUGACUCUUUUUGCAACAGAGCCUCAAGGCCGUGAACCCAAAACGAAAAGAACAAUACUUCCUGAAACUGUAGUUUCCAAUUCACACAGAACACUGACAAUAAAUAAGGUAUAAUUCCUGACUUGUACUUGAUGAUAGAGAGUAAUAAUACAUCUGAAAAUGAUGCAGAAAAAAAAUGAAUGGAUCAAAUUAAAUCAUUUGUGUUGAUAGGUAUUUUCAUUUCUGAAGAUGUUUCUAAAUGAUUCAGUGUUGCUCUUAAGAGUAUUUAACUGUGGGGUGUGUGAAUAUGUAACUACAUUUUCUUAUAAAUAAUCCUUUUGUAAAUACAUUGUGAUCAUUAAGCCAUUGCCAUUUAUAAGAUGAGUUCAAUACAACAAGCCAUGACCAAGAGACGAUCUGAUAUUUUACCAGACAAUGUGGAUACUAAUAAGUAACACUCAAUAAUGCUGGAUUUUUUUACAGUAUGAAUGAAUGUGCAUUGGGAAAAACUGCCUGAUUCCCCUCGUCAUUUUACUUUUUGGUAUUGAAUAAGUUGUGAGAUAUGAAUACAGUUAUACAAUAAAAUAGAAAAGAUGCUUAUUUGUAAUUUUACCCUGUGUUUAUGUUAAACCAUGCCUCUGACAAAACUCAAACCUUUAAAAUGAACCUUCAAAACUGUUUUUUGGUAUUUUAACAGGUUUACUCCCUUUAAAUGAGACUUCCCCUACAUUUAUGUAUUUAAUACUUUUGGGGUAUCUGGGUAUAUUUACCAUGAACUGAUAUGAAAACAAAAUGAUCAUUCAUCUUUUCUCACCUUUUUCUUCCUUGUGAAUAUUGUAUGAACCAUUGCAGACGAUGACUGUAGAAACACCGUAGACAGACCAUGCCACAUUUGCUUCACAAAAUAACUUUAUGCUCUUACUUAUUAAUAAUGUACAGAGAAAAUAUGCUGUUUGUAACAUUAAGAGAAGAAACAAUAAACUAUCAGUUGAUGAGCUUUUAAGGUAAAGGAAUCUUUGGAAAUGUUCACUAAGGUUUGUGUUUUUGUUUCGUUUGCCUGAAAAAGGCAAACAAUCUGUGAAACUCCUGUAACCAAAAACAUGGGCAAUUGUAUUAUAAGUUCCUGGAAUGCAAAUACUUUGUGGGUGUUUAUGUGUACAAUAGUUGUAUAUACAAAUAAAGGUGUCCACUGUUA
Messenger RNA from Trematomus bernacchii (emerald rockcod), 8446 nucleotides. RefSeq names its product calcium channel, voltage-dependent, R type, alpha 1E subunit b (gene cacna1eb). Lineage: Eukaryota; Metazoa; Chordata; Actinopteri; Perciformes; Nototheniidae. Gene Ontology annotation, cellular component: voltage-gated calcium channel complex; neuronal cell body; membrane. Gene Ontology annotation, molecular function: high voltage-gated calcium channel activity. Gene Ontology annotation, biological process: calcium ion import across plasma membrane; chemical synaptic transmission. The record is from RefSeq and is a predicted model, not a curated record.